Diuraphis noxia (Russian wheat aphid) is the source of this 909-nucleotide messenger RNA. Its product is annotated as gamma-glutamyl hydrolase A-like. Gene Ontology annotation, biological process: tetrahydrofolylpolyglutamate metabolic process. Gene Ontology annotation, molecular function: gamma-glutamyl-peptidase activity. Lineage: Eukaryota; Metazoa; Arthropoda; Insecta; Hemiptera; Aphididae. The record is from RefSeq and is a predicted model, not a curated record. Gene Ontology annotation, cellular component: vacuole.
AAUACAAUUAAAAAAUACACUCUUGAAACCUUCCAACAACUAUUAAAGAUGAGUGAUGACCUACGCUAGUACACUUACCUAAAUUCUAAACACACCGAUUAUACAUGUGAAGUGGAAAUGAGUGGGUACAUAAAAAGAUGAUAACAAACCUUCGUCCGAACACAGCAUUCUGCAGAGAUUAAAAUAUUUAUAUGUUAAUAGUCAAUAGAUUAGGUUKAUUUAUUUAACCAAUCAACCAGUUAAUAAUAAUAUUCAAUCUACUUUGGUAAGUGUCUGUGAUUCCUGUCGAUCAUUAAAAUAUUUCAAUUUAGUCGAGGUAGAAUGUAUUUACCAGUUUUUCUAACUUUAAUUUUAAGUUUUAUGGUAAAACGAAACUAUUGUAAUGAAAAACCAGUGAUUGGAAUACUAACACAAGAAGUKCAUUGGUCCUAUAGUUUAAGAAACUUAGCACCAUCAAAUAACUCAUAUAUAGCUGCAUCUUAUGUCAAAUCAAUUGAAGCUUCUGGAGGACGAGUUAUACCAGUUUUCACAAACAGGACUACUGAAUAUUAUAUGGGUGUAGUGAACAAAGUGAAUGGAAUUUUGGUCCCUGGAGGAGGAUGUGCGUUUAAUAUUAGUUUCGGAAUCAGUCAAUCAACGAAUGAAAUUUUUCACAUUGCCAAACGUAUUAACGAUUACGGAGAUCAUUUUCCAAUACUUGGAAUUUGUCUAGGAUAUGAACUGCUUCUAAUCGCAUCCAUUGAUGGAAUAAACCCUCUGACACGCUGUAAUUCUAACAACGCAAAUUUACCUCUAAAUCUAAUACCAACAAUGGARGAAAAAAGUGUGUUAUUCAAAACAAUGCCAAAGGAUGUUCGAAACAUAUUACUUACAGAACCAGUAACAGCAAAUCAUCAUAAGUAUGUUUAA